Mangifera indica (mango) is the source of this 1238-nucleotide messenger RNA. RefSeq names its product protein CHAPERONE-LIKE PROTEIN OF POR1, chloroplastic-like. Gene Ontology annotation, cellular component: chloroplast membrane. The record is from RefSeq and is a predicted model, not a curated record. NCBI's taxonomy places the organism in Eukaryota, Viridiplantae, Streptophyta, Magnoliopsida, Sapindales, Anacardiaceae. The transcript has 4 exons. The coding region runs from base 89 to 928 and encodes 279 amino acids.
CUUACUCCUCGGUCCUCACUGAUUCUUCAACACACAAACAAGCGCUUCUCAACACUGCCUCACAUUCAUUCAUUUGUACAAACAUCUCAUGGCUGCCACUCUCUCCGUCCGGGCCAACCGCCUCUACGCCGGUUCACCUUUCCCUAGACCGUCGCCGCUUCACCUCCUCGGCUCCACUCAUCUCUCUUCGUUGAAACUCGCCAAAACGACUGACCUCUGUCGAGACGUAACAGUUUUGUCUCGGCGCGCCUCCGCUGGAGUUGCUAAAGCCGGCUCCCGAGCUGAUGACUCGGCUUCAUUUGAGAUGUCGGUGGAAAGCGCACUUAAACUGCUUGGAGUGUCGGAAACUGCGUCGUUUGAUGACAUACUUCGCGCCAAAAACUCGAUUAUUGCUAACUUUAAAGACGACCAAGAGGCGAUUGCGCAGGCUGAGGCUGCAUAUGACAUGUUGCUUAUGAGAAGCUUGACUCAACGCCAGGCAGGAAAAGUUGUGGAUAGUAGCAUACGGUAUGCUGAUGUUAACCCUGUGAACACUUCUGGGACAGGAUCAAUGCCUCCGUGGUUGCAGACUACUUUGAAGAAGUCAUCUUUUUCUGUAGAAACUCCAGCAACUAAAGAUUUGGGCAUUCAAGCAGGAGUAUAUGGAGCUUUGAUGGUGUUAACUUAUGUUAGCGGAGCUUCUACAUCCUCUGCAGCACCCUAUGCUGGGGCUGAUGUUCCUGGGCUGAUCUUGGCAAGUAGCUUUGGGGCUUCAUUGUAUUUCAUGACAAAGAAGAAUGUUAAGUUAGGGAAGGCCACUGUAAUAACCAUAGGCGGGCUUGUAGCUGGUGCAGUGGUGGGCUCAGCGGUUGAGAACUGGUUGCAGGAGGAAAUUUCAUCUGAAGCUUUGAGGAGAAGGAAGAAGCCCCAGUUCACUGCCACCAUUUAGAACAAUCAGCAAUCCGUCUAACAAAAUCCUGGUGUAAAUAUAAACUUGUCUCUGCGAGCUGCUUUGGCAUGAAAACAAUAUACAUAUACCCUGUAAACCCCUCAAUCCUCAGUGAUCAGCUGUGUUAUCUGAUCAGCCUGGGAGCCCUCUAUGUAUGAUGGGUGUCAGCUCUUGCAGCAUUCCCACUGUAAGUCACAAGAUCAUUAUACAUCUUUAGAGAAGCCUUUGAGAAUUCUGUUAAAGACAUGAAAACUGAAGAAAACCCAGUCUGCAAUCAAUUCAGUGUGAACCUUUGUGUUUCUUGCAUGCA